Menidia menidia (Atlantic silverside) is the source of this 4038-nucleotide messenger RNA. The record is from the annotation of a GenBank genome assembly. Lineage: Eukaryota; Metazoa; Chordata; Actinopteri; Atheriniformes; Atherinopsidae.
AUCACCAAAACGCGAGGGGAGGCGCAACUGGCACAGAGCUGCUGGCUCUCUAUAUCGAGCAGCUCAGAGGCGCUCUGACACCAUUCACUCCGGAGUCCUCCACUGGCAAGGACCUGCACAGACUACAGCAAGACAGGCUCUGGAUAGUACAGCACGGACAGCUUUCUCUCUUGUGAUUUCCUGAAGGCAUCUGCUAGAUUGGAUUAUUUUAAUUUAAGAGUCCCUAUACGUACUAUUACAACACUGCGCGUCUUAUUCUUAAUAUUGUCUUGAAGAAAAAAGGAGCAGCUGUUUCGUAUUUGACAUCCCAUUGUGUGGGACUAAAGUUUGAGAAAUUUCUAAAGGUGAAGGACAAGUGCAAUGUGCGCCAGGCUUGUUUCUUGGAAUUCUCUCACUUGUGCUUGAGGAACUAUGCCGAAGGGCAGCACAGUGCGUUUUCAAGAGGAAGCAAUCCAAUGUGAAUUACGAGAAUAAACUCCAAGUCGUCUCAACCCUUUUUUAUUUUUUGAGGCAAGUGCAGCACCGGGCUUGACUGAACCCGCUGAGCUGCUCUGGCAUUCCCGUUUCCCUUCCCGUGGGGAUGGUUGUAGAUCCUCGGGGGCCAGGAGCGACUCUUGGGCUCCUACACAGCACCAGCUUUUUCGCGUUUGGGCUUUAUCUUAAAUUAAAGGGAGAUGAGAACCGCACUGUACUACUUCCUGCUGUGGACGACGUACCUGCUGGCCACCGCUGAGGAAGCGGAGUUUCCCCAGGAGCUGAUAGACCGUCUCUCCCACAGUGAAAUCCACAGCAUCAGCGACCUCCAGCGGCUACUGGAGAUUGACUCCGUAGGUACGGGAAAUGAUGUUAUUGAGGAGCGCAAGCGCCACAAGCACUACAACCACCACAAGAACUUCUCUCAUCACCAUGGUCACUACAGUGACCUAAAGAGCUCCCAGCUGCACAGCCGGCGCAAGAGAAGCAUCGUUGAAGAGGCAGUCCCGGCGGUGUGCAAGACACGAACCGUGAUCUACGAGAUCCCCAGGAGUCAGGUGGAUCCCACGUCUGCCAACUUCUUGAUAUGGCCCCCCUGUGUGGAGGUGAAGCGCUGCACAGGCUGCUGCAACACCAGCAACAUGCGCUGUCACCCGUCCCGCAAGCAUCACCGCACCGUAAAGGUUGCCAAAGUGGAAUACGUAAGAAGAAGACCCAAGCUUAAAGAGGUCUUUGUGCGGUUAGAAGACCACCUGGAGUGUGUCUGCACCUCACAGCAUCACGUAGUAGAGCAUCCGGAUGCAGAACCAGUGGAUGUGAGGUGAGACCAGUCAGAACAAGGCAUUUCAGCAUGGGAGACGCCUAAAACAGAGGAUGCUGCCAAAAGGACACCUGCUCUGUCCUCUCCCUCACUGCCAUGCAACCUUUGUUUAAGAGAACUUCACUUUUCUGUCAAGUCAAGAGACUGAAAAAGACAGCAGAUUAAAAAAAAAACAUAAGUAACAUGCCAAAGGUGCUGUAAAAUCAAUAACCAGUGACAAUGACUGUCUCUGUGGUAUGAUACAUACCCAAGCAACCGAACUGUGUCACUGACUGAGAAGAAAAAAGCAGAUGCCAUGGAGCUGGGGCAAAGCAGAAAGAGGCCAUUGGGAGAGGAUGAAAGGGAUUGUUGCUGAACAUUUUGACAGACUCUGUUCGAAAAAACACACAACAGAAACGACUUUUAAAGAGUUGGUACAUGCUUUCAUGGAAACCCAGCGCCCCGACUCAACAAGUCAACUGCCAUGCCCCCUCUAAAUCCAUCUUUCAUACAAAGGACAAAAGUAAGAAAGUUAUCAAAAUGAUAAUGCAAAGAAAAAAGUAAAAGACAAUUGGAGAGUGUUUAAAUUCCCAGACUCUCUAUGGAGUAUCAAACGCUUUGAGUUAUAGGAUGUUUGCUCUGAUUAAAGAGUAAAUCAUCACAGAGACUCCUACAUGUCAGUGACUUUGCCCAUCUGCUAUGUACAGGAAGAUGCACCGCUACUUACAAGCUAUUUAUAUGUGUGGACGUUUGCUUUUGUCUCUUUCAAUACUAAGGAAAGGACAAAAAAGUAUGUUCUUAUGAUUUUGCAGACAUGCAAGUGUUCUGUGUGGUCUGGUUCUUUGUAUUCAUCAGUAUCGCAUUCUCAGUGUCAUUUUUUUAAAAAGUUGUCUUUCUUGUCAACCAUGUUUCGUAUUAUAUUGCAGUAUAUCUGAUUGAUGUCAAGUCUUGCAUAUGGUUUGGAUAUAUGUGUGCAAGGAGGUGAUGUGAGAGUCAGUACAGGAAGAUGCUUUAUUUUUGUUAUGAAAUAUAUUAUGCAUACUUGUAUCCAUGCAGGAAUCAUGAUUUUUUUUAUUUUGUUGUCGUUAAUUCCUGUUUUUAAUCUAUUAGGGAACAAAUGCAAAACAUGAGCAACUAUAGGAACAGACAAAGAAUAAUUGCUGCAUGCUUAUGCCUGUUUACAUGGGAGCUGUGACAAGGAAAGAGGAAAGAAAGAAGGAAUCAGCUCGUGCAGGGAAACGCUAUAGUUUGUGGUUAAAUAUUGUGGCUUCGGUACAGUCUUGAUAAGCCUUUUUGGACAAGGUGACAUUUCGAACAAACACUCAUAUAUCAGUGACUACACUGCGAACACGUCACCACCCCACAACACGAGAGCAACUGCAGUUGCAUUUAUACCUAAAUAACACAUUUAUAUGGGCUGUUAUGUCUUCAUUAUACAGGAAAAAUAAACACUGCACUUCAAAAACUUUUUUAAAUCCAAAACUUGCCUUUGCAAAUCCAAAUGUUUGUUUGCAAAUUCAAAAGACUUGCAGUUUUGUUUUACAGCCAAAACAUUUAGUCCCUGAUAUUAAACGUUUUUCUAGCCAAUUGGAUGGAUUGCCACAGUAAAGGAAAACAUCAGCAAGUUUUAUUUCUGUAAAGCUAAAUAUUGUGGGGAAGUCUUGGGACAAACAUCCCUGUAUUGGCCAGUGUCGAUCAGACUGAGGAAAAUCUACAUGAACCAGUUCAAACGUAAAAUUCUCCCAUAAAGCCAAGACGGAAUUGACCAAAAUAUGUUGAUUCUGCUCUGUUAUCUCCAUACAAACUCUGGCUGUUGCCAAUCUCAUAUUGUUCGGGCUAUACAAGAAUCAACUCCAAAUGAAGCAGAACGUCACAAAUUUAUUUAACUUGCAAUGGAACACAUUUUGAGUGCAGUGCAUGGUUUUGGAUCUGGAAUUCUUUGAUCUCACGAAUCUCCCCUGUUUUCAUUACCAAGCCAUAUCAUACAGAAAAAAAAGACUUUGUUCGUGCUCAUGAGCCUUCUCUCUUUUAGAGGAGGCUAUUUUUCACCCAUAUCUCUUGCACUGAUAAGGAAGAUGCCUGCCCAGUCUACUUCACAAACAUGUAUGUUCUGCCUGCAAAUAGCAAAGUCCACCUUGAAGAUUGAAUGAGUGAGCAAAGCAAAUCGACAACUGCAUGAAUGGGCUCCUUGUUUAGUCAGGCGGGCUUUACUCCCCUGUUGACAGGAGAACAAAUCACUCCACCCUGUGGAGGGACUCACGCUUUAUGCAGCCACAUACAAUCAGCACAGAUGAUGAUGAGAGCGCCGAGGUGGUCUGAAAACAUUACAGUGAUGACCUUAACCUCGCACCCCAGUGGAACAAACAACUACUUCCUUACCAGUUCCUUAAACAGUGAUGAAUGUGCAAGCAGGGGCGGCCCAGUGUGAAAACACCAGGCGGCUUCCACUCCGUGUUAAAAUAAGGAAGUUUGACUGGGGUUAUUGUUACAGACCAAGGAGAAAGAAUGAGUCACUGUGCAAUGUGAAGUGGUGAAACUGGUGAAAGUCAAGUGAGAAAAGUUGAAUUGAAGCAAGAGUGCGUCAGAGUCUGUUUAUUUGUGGGCAUAACAUCACAUAGCCAUCUGAAGAAACUUAUAUAUCAGUUCUCAGUGAAUCAGGGACAAUGCUGAGAACCAGCUGAGUACAAUACAACACAAUGCCAUUAUCCUAUCAGUUGGUUUUUAUUAGUUCUUCAAGCUUCUUUGGGAUAAAGACAGAAAUAAUC